This is a messenger RNA of Myotis brandtii (Brandt's bat), 2115 nucleotides long. RefSeq names its product aldehyde dehydrogenase 6 family, member A1 (gene ALDH6A1). The record is from RefSeq and is a predicted model, not a curated record. Gene Ontology annotation, cellular component: mitochondrion. Gene Ontology annotation, biological process: L-valine catabolic process; thymine catabolic process. Gene Ontology annotation, molecular function: malonate-semialdehyde dehydrogenase (acetylating, [NAD(P)+]) activity; methylmalonate-semialdehyde dehydrogenase (acylating, NAD+) activity. Lineage: Eukaryota; Metazoa; Chordata; Mammalia; Chiroptera; Vespertilionidae. Bases 61 to 1662 code for a protein of 533 amino acids. The transcript is spliced from 12 exons.
GCCAAGUCUGGCAGCUGCAGUUCUGCUCGGGAGUCACGGGGAGUAGAGGCCCCGGGAACCAUGGCGGCGGUAGUGGCGGCGGCGGCUGUGCGGGCUCGGAUCCUGCAGGUUUCUUCCAAGGUGAACUCCACUUGGUAUUCAGCAUCCUCCUUCUCUUCUUCAGUGCCAACUGUAAAGCUCUUCAUUGAUGGGAAAUUUGUUGAAUCCAAAAGUGACAAAUGGAUCGACAUCCACAACCCAGCCACCAAUGAGGUCAUUGGUCGGGUCCCUCAGGCCACCAAGGCUGAAAUGGAUGCAGCUGUUGCCUCCUGCAAACGUUCUUUUCCCGCAUGGGCAGACACUUCAGUAUUAAGCCGUCAGCAGGUUCUGCUUCGCUAUCAACAACUUAUUAAAGAAAACUUGAAAGAAAUUGCCAGGUUAAUCACUCUGGAACAAGGGAAGACCCUAGCGGAUGCUGAAGGAGAUGUGUUUCGAGGCCUUCAGGUGGUUGAGCAUGCCUGCAGUGUGACAUCCCUCCUGCUGGGAGAGACCAUGCCAUCCAUCACCAAAGACAUGGACCUUUAUUCCUACCGUCUGCCUCUGGGGGUGUGUGCAGGCAUUGCUCCAUUCAAUUUUCCUGCCAUGAUCCCCCUUUGGAUGUUUCCCAUGGCCAUGGUGUGUGGAAAUACCUUCCUAAUGAAACCAUCAGAGCGAGUCCCUGGAGCAACUAUGCUUCUUGCUAAGUUGCUUCAGGACUCUGGUGCCCCUGAUGGAACACUGAACAUCAUCCAUGGACAACAUGACGCUGUGAACUUCAUUUGUGAUCAUCCGGAUAUCAAAGCAAUCAGCUUUGUGGGAUCCAACCAGGCAGGAGAGUACAUCUUCGAGAGAGGGUCAAGACAUGGCAAGAGAGUUCAAGCCAACAUGGGAGCCAAGAACCAUGGGGUAGUCAUGCCAGAUGCCAAUAAGGAAAAUACACUGAACCAGUUGGUUGGGGCAGCAUUUGGAGCUGCUGGUCAGCGCUGCAUGGCUCUUUCAACAGCGAUCCUUGUGGGAGAAGCUAAGAAGUGGCUGCCAGAGCUGGUGGAGCGUGCCAAAAACCUGAGAGUCAACGCAGGAGACCAGCCUGGAGCUGAUCUUGGCCCUCUGAUCACACCCCAGGCCAAAGAGCGAGUCUGUAAUCUGAUUGAUAGUGGAACAAAGGAGGGAGCCUCCAUCCUUCUUGAUGGUCGAAAUAUUAAAGUCAAAGGCUAUGAAAAUGGCAACUUUGUUGGACCAACCAUCAUCUCAAAUGUCAAGCCAAAUAUGACUUGUUACAAAGAGGAGAUUUUUGGUCCAGUUCUUGUGGUUCUGGAGACAGAUACUUUGGAUGAAGCCAUCAAGAUUGUAAAUGAUAACCCCUAUGGAAAUGGAACUGCCAUCUUCACCACCAAUGGAGCCACCGCUAGGAAAUAUUCCCACUUGGUGGAUGUUGGACAGGUGGGUGUGAAUGUCCCCAUUCCAGUGCCUUUACCAAUGUUCUCAUUCACUGGCUCUCGAUCUUCCUUCAGGGGAGACACCAAUUUCUAUGGCAAACAGGGCAUCCAAUUCUACACUCAGCUAAAGACCAUCACUUCUCAGUGGAAAGAAGAAGAUGCUACUCUUUCCUCACCUGCUGUGGUCAUGCCUACCAUGGGCCGUUAGAAUGAGUUGUUCCAGACUCAGUCCAUCCUGAGUCAUCUCCCUUUAUGCUUGACCACCUUCAUUUGCCAACUUUGUUCAGAUCAGAUCCCUGAGAAUGGAAUACCUUGUAACUAAAUCUUUCUCAGGACCAUUAGCCCCUGCACAGUUGCUAUAGAGAGACUCCUGGUGUAAAUCUGAAACCGGAUUUACUUACUCUUCAUACUUCUCUUUUUGAGGUAACUGUUGUUAACUGUGAAAUGUUAAUCUGAAGGAGAGUUUAGAGCUGUUUUCUAAAAAUUCUUCCCUCUUCUGAUAACGUGAAGGGAAGAUUAGUGUUUGUAAAGAUCAUCCAUAAUUCACCCUUUGGUUGACCUUCAAACAGCCCUACAUAAUUGCCAGUGGGGGAUACACCACUGCCAGGCUUUCCUGAGCCUAUCAUCCCAUACUACACAAGAUAUAGUCCAUUUCUACUUA